AUUAUCACAAUGUCAGUAAUUGAAACAGCUUCGACGACAACAACACUCGUAAAUACUAAUGCAGUAAAUGAUAAGUCAGCUAAGACUUAUACAACACAACGAGAUUGUGACAUAAACUACACGGUUGCUGAAGCACAAGAAGCAAGUCAGUUAUCGUAUAUGCAUAUUUAUGAUAAAGGCAGUGCAUGUAAUAUAGUCGCUCGCUACGAUGGUAGCUACGCCGAGAAGGGUGCACCAAUCACAAGUACAGUAUAUAUGGACCAAUGGAAGAAAGACACCCUAGCUGAAUGGGUACAAGUCACAGAGAAUAAGAUGAAAGUCACUAUCAAUGGAUUAGUUACAUACUUUGAUAUUAUGCGUGACGUUGAGCAGUUCAAGUUCACGCUGUUUGAUGGAAGCACCGUGACUAUUGACGUAUAUGGGAAUAAAUAUGAAGCUGUAGGCGAUAAAGCUGGCUUCGUCUAUGCAUCUGCAAAGCAAUCGGUCAGGCAUGCCAUACCACUAAUGGGACACAAAUAUGCCGCAAUGACAUUACAUCAUGCACCAGAAAUAGACGACAAUGAUUCCAUUCUUAUCACGACAGCAAUGUUAUACACCGAAGCACGCCUACGGGGUUUGCAUUCUUUCGUCGAGGGUGCGAAGAGGCGGAACAUGAAACAAAGUGGAGAUUCAGCAAUGUUCAUGGGUGGACACAACUGGGCUGAGAAAUAUAAGUAAAGUAUACCGUAUUUAUUUUUUGUCUACGAGUAUGGACCAUAAAUACAAUUAAGAACAGAACAAAUUAACAAUUGAUUGUGCAAUUAUUGGCGAAAUAAAAUAGCCUUAACCGCCGAGGGGAGCUGGCUUACCUUCGCAAGUCCAGGUCUCGUCUCUAGCUUGUGGCUCUCCAACUUCGAGGUAAGCAUCAAGGUCGAGGCACUCAGCGACGGUAAUAAGGUUGAAUCCACGCUCCUUGAGUGAAGGAACAACCGAUGGCAUGACUGUGUAUGGUGUAGUUUCGUAUGUCUCGUGAUUGAGAGUGAGGUGUGGUUCGUUAACGUCUGUGAAUCCAUCGUAGAUACCAAUGCUCUCAUCAGCAGAUGCACCUUGUGAGUCGAGAGAGUCCUCGCUCCAGUUUACGACGACCAUACCGUGUUUUUCUUGAAUGUAGUUGACACAUUCUGGUGCACUACCAUAUGGCGGUCUGAGGAACUUUGGUCUAACACCGAUGAUCUUCCAGAUUGCAUCAUUGACGAGUUCGACUUGUUCGUCAAUUUCUGCUUCACUCAAUUCGC
Molecule: messenger RNA, 1274 nt
Organism: Wallemia mellicola CBS 633.66
Lineage: Eukaryota; Fungi; Basidiomycota; Wallemiomycetes; Wallemiales; Wallemiaceae
Exons: 3
Coding region: 10-717 (235 amino acids)
Source: RefSeq, a predicted model, not a curated record